Messenger RNA from Ruditapes philippinarum (Manila clam), 2984 nucleotides. RefSeq names its product cerebellin-3-like. Gene Ontology annotation, molecular function: protein binding. Bases 91 to 810 code for a protein of 239 amino acids. The transcript has 2 exons. The record is from RefSeq and is a predicted model, not a curated record. Lineage: Eukaryota; Metazoa; Mollusca; Bivalvia; Venerida; Veneridae.
UCAAAUACUGACGCCCAAAUUGGCAAACAAGAAUUUCAAGACGAGAGUGGAUAGAUAGUCGAUAUAAGUUAUUAUAACAGAUUAUUAAAGAUGCAUUUAUUCAUUCUAUACAUUCUCGUAGUUAUCGUAAGUGUUAAUGUGAGGUCAAUGCCAGAACCACUUUGUCCAAAGUUCUCUUAUGACCAACAAUUGCUUGAAAAAAUGGUUCGUGUGGAAUUUAAUGUGAACAACAUGGAGAAAAAUAUGUUAGAAACGGAAACAAGAAUAAAAGAAACCGAGCAGAAGAUGGCAGAGACACGGACCGAACUUAUGGGAACAAAGGACACUGUGCUAAACACAUUGAAAGAAAUAAAUGAAAAAUUGGAUUUGCUUGAACAGAAAAAAGAGUCGACAGGUAAGGAUGUCGUGGCAUUUCAUGCACACAAAAUCGCCGACAAAUCAGUUACCAAUAAGCAGGUGUUCGUCUUCACCGAGGUUCUAUUGAACGAAGGCAGCGGAUACUCUAGUACCGACGGAUAUUUCACAGCACCUGUAAGCGGGAUCUACUACUUUAAUUGCCAUCUAUGUGUAACAAAUAAGAAAAACCUUGAGUAUAUAUUUGUAGUGAAUAGUAAGACACAUGCAAGUGGAUUAUUUACAGCUAAUGGAGAAGGAAGAUGUACAUCAUUCAGUGUGACUGUACGCAUGCGUUCAUCGGAACGUGCUUGGGUUACAAUUGACAAAUCGGGGUCCUCUUCUGAGAAUCUACUGUUUGAGGAUUCUGAUGACUGGAACUAUUUCUCUGGAUUCCUAGUACGCCAAACAGCAUGAAGACAAUGUGUAUAAACCAAGUAUUGACACUGUAAAAAUAUUUGUAAGAUUUUUCUUAAAUAUAUGCCCAAUAAAUAUAUUCAAUGUUUGAUUGAUAAAAGGGCUGAAUUACACGAAUGAAAUAUUCAUUUUUAAACAAUAGACAGCGGUGGUUUUCAGAUAUGUGUAAGCACGUUUACUGUAUUUUGCCGCCAGAAACAUUAUCAAAGAAUAGCAUACGGACAUACGCAAAUGUUAGCAUGAACUAAAAAAAAUCAUUUAUCAUUUUAAAUAAGGUUGAAUGUUUUUAGAUACGUUAUAUGCAAUAUUCCUCCUGGAAAUCGAAAGUUGUUCUCUCUGACCAAUUUUUAGGAAUGUGAAUAUGUGAAUACUUCAAAAGAGUAAUUCUAAUAUUGUGUUGUAUUUUUAUGAGUUUUCUACAUUGAUCGUGUAUGAUAGUAAAAAUACCACAUGUUGUGGAUAUAGAAAGGAUUAUAAGUUUGCCUAUACUAGACUUAGUACUUAUUUGUAUAUUCAGUCUGCGGUUUAAAUUUUUAAUUAUGAUAAUAAAAUUCAACUUAACACGUUGUUAUAUAUUAGACAGUAAACAUUCUGUUUUUUUCUGUUUGUUUGUUUGUUGUUUUUUUUCUUUUCGUUUUUUAGCUAGCUCAGGGUGAGCUUUUAGGAUCUUUGAAUCCACAUUUGUUCGUUAAUACUCUAGUGGUUAUAUAUUUGCCUCAAUCAUCAUCAAAUAUGAUUAACAAGAUCAACAAGGAAAAGGCGGUGUUCAUGAACGCACCCCCCCCCACGAUCCAGCAACAAUAUCCCGUGGCAAGGAGCCACUUUGUCAAACUUUGUCAGGAUGCUUGCCUAGCUAAUUGCUCAGGUGAGUUCGAACAUGGAUCAUCUCGGAUGAAAAACUAGGUCACAGGAGCUAAAAAUAGAAAAUUCUUGUUAAUACUCUAGAAGCUUCUGUUUUGAUCCAAAUAUCCUGGAAAUUCGUCCGAAGGAUUAUUGAUAUAAUUUCAAAUCAAUUUGAAAUAUGGGUCAGUUGGAGUCACACCACCCAAAUAUGGAUAAACCUUGUUAACUCUCUAGUAUGCACAUUUUAACUCAAUUACAAUCAAACUUGGCCAGGAAGCUUUAUCAGUAAUUCCUGAGAGGAGUUUUAACAUGGGUCAUCUCGGAUGAAACGCUAAGUCACAGUAGCUUAAAAUAGAAAAAUCUUGAUAAGACUCAAGUGACUACUGUUUCGACCCAAAUAUGCUGGAAAUUGGUCUGUAAGUUUGUUUUGAUGAUAUUGCAGUCAAGUUAGAAUAUGGGUCACCUGGGCUCAAAAACAAGGUCACACCGCCCAAAUAUGGAAACACAUUGUUAACACUCUGGAGGUCACACUUUUGCUUCAGUUGUAAGGUCGCAGGAGCUAAAAAUAGAAAAGUUGGUUACCACUCAAGUGACUACUGUUUCAACCCAAAUUUGCUGAAAAUUGUUCUGUAAGUUUGUGUUGGACUUUCUUUAGGGAUUCUGUUUUUCUCUAUUUUGAUGAUUUUUUCAGUCAAGUUAGAAUUUGGGUCACCUGGGCUCAAAAACAAGGUCACACCGCCCAAAUAUAGAAAAAACCUUAUUGCUCCGCGCCCACAGGCGCGGAGCUAUUUGUGUUUACUAUUUUUUUUUGUCCAUGGGCCCGGAUUUGAGCAAUAAAUCCUUUCAAUUUACAGCUAAAAGUAAAUCCGCAUUCAAGAACUCCUUUCGAUUUCUAUAUUGGUUUCCCCGUCGGUGAUUCGCAGCAUGUCAUAUUAAUGAAUGAGAACCGGAAAGCAGUUCUGCUGUUACAUAAAUUCGAAAGCUAAAAAUAGCUAUAAAUGUUCUGAUUUGUUAUUUCCCUUUUUUAGUAGUAAAUGAAAUUAUAAUUUGUUACAUUUUGAAAUACAUUUACACACAGCAUAUCAAGUAUACUAUUUGUGAUUGAAUUUGUCAAUAUAAAGAAGAUUUCAGGCAUAAAAUUUUAACAAUUUUGCUUUUGAUAAUUAUUUUUAAUUUAUAUUUAUGAAAUUAAAUGUUUAAUAAUAACAUGUUGAUAUAUUGGUUGUUUUGAAAUAAUUAAACUUUAGUAUAUAAGGUUACAUUUCAUUAGCGUCAUUGGUACAGCAUACCACUUUGUGAAAAAGAAAAAAGUUAAUGGUAUGACUGGUGAC